Molecule: messenger RNA, 1365 nt
Organism: Giardia duodenalis
Lineage: Eukaryota; Fornicata; Diplomonadida; Hexamitidae
Product: putative ATP-dependent RNA helicase p47
Exons: 1
Coding region: 1-1365 (454 amino acids)
Molecular function (GO): RNA helicase activity; nucleic acid binding; ATP binding
Source: RefSeq, a predicted model, not a curated record
AUGGCACCAAAGGCAGACAAGGAAAGCGGAAAGAAUGCAGCCGGCGUUUCUUCUAAAGAGUCAGUGCCUCAGAAGUUGGUCAGUAAGGACGAUACUGGCGACGAGUUGGCGCUGCUGGCGGAUACAGGAGCUGAAGUGGCGUCUGGAGCGCUUAGACAAGCACGAGCAGGCUCGCCGCGAUCUGGUGCCUUGCUCACACGUUUCUCAGAUUUUAAUCUCAGGGAAGAGGUCUUGCAGGCCAUCAUAAGCAACGGAUUCGAGAGCCCUUCAGAUGUACAAUCAAUGGCAAUACCCCCUGCUUUGGAGCACAAAGAUGUGAUAUGUCAAGCAAAGAGUGGUAAGGGCAAGACAGCCGUUUUUGUACUAUCCCUGCUACACAUGAUAGAUCCUCAAGCGGCCCCGCACAAAGUCCAGGCCCUCGUUCUAUGCAACACACAUGAGCUUGCAAUGCAGAUAUACAAAGAGUUCACUCGCUUUGCAAUCAACCUCCCAGAUAUUAAAGAUAAAAUACUUUGUGCUAUUGGAGGUGUUACGGUGAGCCUACACGUCAGGGCUCUAAAGUCUAAGGAUGUCUCCAUAGCGGUUGGAACCAUUGGCCGCGUGAGCGACUUAGUGGAGAGAGGAGCAUUAGACCUCAGCUUCAUUAAAUAUCUGGUGUUAGAUGAGUUCGAUGCGCUGUUCAAAGAAGAAGAUAACUUCAAGAAGAUUGCCGGAUUGAUCUCUAAAAUGCCCGCCACACACCAAACAUUGCUCUUCACUGCUACCUUCACCGAGCACUCUGAGAAAUUCGCCCGCUCCAUCCUCAGGGAUGGGUACGUGGCAAUCCUGGUUGACGAUAAGCAGUUAGUUCUUACAGGGUUGAUGCAGUACUACUUCAACGCCCCUGAGGAGAAGAAGCUUCAUAUUCUUCUUGAUUGUCUAAGGCUCUUGCCGUUUUCGCAAGCAGUUAUCUUUGCAAGGGACAUCUCGCGUGUCACAGCUCUAAAUGAGUUCCUCAAGGAAGAAGGCCACGAGUGUGUGUGCUUCUUCGGAAAAAUGCACCACAAGAAGCGAGAGGAGGUCUUCCAGGGGUUCAAAGAUAAGAAGGCGCGGAUCCUUGUCUCGACCGACAUCUUCCAGCGUGGUGUUGACUUCGCCAAUGUGAACCUGGUCAUCCACUAUGAUAUGCCGGACUCAUCCGACGCAUAUCUUCACAGAUCAGGGAGAGCCGGGCGUUUUGAAACCGCGGGGAUGGUCUUGUUGUUUGUCGGGACUGCCGAAGAGUCGGAAAUGUUGUCACAGAUUCAAGGCCGUUUCGCCACCUCCAUCCCUCAGGUGAAGUCCCCAGAGGAAAUUGAUGUCAAGGCGGCCUUCACUGGGAAGUAA